Ochlerotatus camptorhynchus is the source of this 3352-nucleotide messenger RNA. RefSeq lists its product as uncharacterized. Bases 126 to 2003 code for a protein of 625 amino acids. The record is from RefSeq and is a predicted model, not a curated record. NCBI's taxonomy places the organism in Eukaryota, Metazoa, Arthropoda, Insecta, Diptera, Culicidae. The transcript has 7 exons.
UUCAUACCAGUUAGCAAAUGGUGGCGAACAAACAACAUUGUGACUGCGCGAGUUGGUGAAAAAUUUAGAGUGAUUUAAUAGUGAUUUGUGAAAAAUUAGACUAUGGUGAUCUCGAUGGUGAUAAUAUGACAUCCAUGGACGAGAAUACUCGAGUGGUAGACGAGAAAUUCUACCACAUUUACACCGUUGCCUCGCAAAUUGGUAUACCCGUAGCCACAGUUCUUGCAUUGUUCGAUAAACAUUACCCCGCAGAAUGUUUUGGUACGUUAACCGAAACCGAGUGGGAAACUGUCUUGCAAGGCACCGGAUUGGAAGGCAAAGGCUUGGAAGUGUUCCGUCGGAUAGUGGCGUGGAAAACUGCAGCGAAAAUUGCUCCGGAUCAGUCCUGCAUACCACCGUUAGAGUCGAGCGUUUACGUGUUCCAGAUCACGGACGACACCAAUGAUAAACGAGGUUCUCAUCCAAACCCGUCAACUUCAGACGGACAUGCUCUGCCGCACCAGGAAGUAAAUCUCAUGACUUUCUCAGAAGUGGUUCCGCCUGAACCCGGUAUCUUAGACCCCAGAACAUCAUCUAAUGAAGAUCCAGAAGAAGAAGAUGAUGGUUGUGCUGAAGAAGAUGGUUCUUGUGACACGAUGGUAAUGUGUAAUGCUGAACCAAGCGGCAGUAUUGGAUCCAAUGAGACGCAGGAUGUAUUAAGUACUUCACACACUGCUCGACACGCUGUACAUCACAACCAAGAUUAUGCUGAGAUUUCAUCAGGAGUCCUGCAACCAAGGAUGGAGAAUGAACCUGAUAUUGGCAACUCUCCCUUCUUCGCACCAGAUGACCUCAAUUUACUUCUGUCCACAUCUGAAAUUGGACAAUCCAUUCUUCGGAGCAGUUUGAAGGGGCCACUGUCCAAGGAUAGCAAGAAAGAACUUGCGAGCAUCAUAGCGAAUCAUCACAUUUCCCGUCACUCCCAAGGAAACAACGUAGGGUUGUGCCGACUUACCAAAGCAGUUCUUGAAAAUUAUGUCAACUGCAUAAAGCUGCGGUUCCCAACUGAAAAAGACGAUAUGGUAACGUACUACAUUCCGGCUGAACCACCGGAAAGAAAAAAUCCUGGAGGAUCAAUUUACCAGGCUUACAAGCGCAUAAAAAGCAUGAAACGUGAUCGACAACAAAGAGAACUACAACAUGCGGCAAAACUAGCCUCAGCUAAAGAAAAUAAUGGAAAUCCUCAUCGUGCUGAACAAUCCGAAGCUUACAGGUGGCUUGCUCUGAACAAUACGCCAUGGGAGACAGUAAUAAAAAUGUGGAAAAUGUCUGAAACAUCCCGAUUCGAUCAUAUGAAAAAGCUGAAACCUGCCGAGAUCAUAACAAAAUAUCGACACUAUGCAGAACCUCUCGGAUAUCAGUUGAUUGAUCUCGAUUAUCAUUCACUAGGAUUUGCAGAGGGCAUCCAAAACUGGCCCGAAGUUGUGAAAACAUUGAAACCGUACUUUAUUCUGAAAGUACGUGACCAGUUUUCUACAGCAGUACUUGAAUACAUGAUUCAAGACGGAGCUACAGAAGACAUUCUUGUAUGCUGCACGCUGAUUUUACUUAACUGCUGUGUAAAACCGUGCAAGGUAAACAAAAGCGUCAGGCCAACAAUACUCACUGCUCAGGAAGAUAUAUUGUUGUUUGCUGAAACUGUGCAAAGUGGUUCGGAUUGUAUACAUAAACUGUUUGAUUCGUAUGCGGCGCAAGGUAUCGCUCCUCACCCAAAAAUUAUUGCAAUCGGAUCCAGCUACAGGAAUCUAUCUGGAGAGUUUUAUGUCCUAUUUGAUCGUAUUCAGUACAAAAUUAAUUCAGCGGCUCGGGCGGUAGAUGUAAUUAUCAAGAUGUGCAAUGUAAUGAACCAACCAUUUUCGAAGGUCACCAAACUCGUAUGGUAUACUGUUGAAGAAGUCCUGUACAAAAUUCGAGCACCCGCUCAGUACAAAGAAAUCGAAACCAUCAAAAAGCUACUAAAAUGAGCAAUUCAGUGCAGUGUUUCUAUACCGGAUGCCAACAGAUAUUUACCAGAGUAAAUGAUUACAUUGCACACUUAAAAACGCACAAUCUUGAUAAACCACUUCGACUAGUAUGCACAUUUACCCAUUGUACUCAAAAGCUAACGAAUAUGUAUAGGUUUAGUCGACAUCUUAAAACUCAUUUAUCUGCCAGAGACGAUGAUAUGGAUUGUGAGAAAAACCAUGGGUCCAUUAGGGAAUAUCUCACUUCCGUUAAUAAUUCUGAAACGGUAAUGAUAAGGCAUUCAUAAAUUUAUAAAAUAUGAACCAUAACACCAUUUUUUAUUUUAGGAAACAACCUGCACGCAGGCAAACAAUUCACUAGAUGCUACCAAAUCAAGCAUACUACCUGAAUCCUUGAGGACGAUCGAACAGAAGGCGCUCAGUUUCACGCUCGAUCUGCAUAGAAGAAAGAAUUUCACACGUAAAGAUGUAAUAGAUGUUCAAAAAGAAAUUAAAGUGAUGAACACUCACCUAGAACAUCUCAUUCGAACAUGUGCUCCGGCAGGAGCUGAUCCUCAGACGCAGUAUAUAUUUGAUGUUAUGUUAAGUAAACUUUCUACUCUUUUCGAUUUUAUUGAUACUGAACAUAAGCUAUUCAAAUAUCUUAAAGAUUUAGAUUUAAUGAGGAAACCGCAGAAGUUAAUUGUUCAAAGUGGCAAGAUGUUCGAUAUUGGCGAAGAUAAUGAAGAGCUUGAGAACAAAAAAGCGUGCCUGGUGUUGAUGGAUAUUGAGUUCCAAAUUAGAAAAUUUCUCGAAAGCGAUAACGUACUGAAAGAGUUAAAGCAACAUGAGGAGAUUCUGAUGGGGAAAUCAACUUUUUGCCACCUUGUCCAUGGUUUGACAUAUCAAAAAAUUAAAUCUAAAUAUGCAGAUAGAUCAAUCAUUCCGAUUUCCUUCUACGCAGAUGAGUUUGAAAUAAAUGACCCACUUAGUUCGCACGUGAAAAAACAUAGCAUUUGUGGUCUCUAUUAUGGGUUUCCUACCCUUCCUGAGCAAUAUAGGGCGAAACUUUGUAAUAUUUUUGUAGCAGGAGCCAUAAAGAAGGUUGAUAUAAAUGAGCACGGAAUAGAACAGUUUUUGGUCCAUGUGAUAGAUAAAUUUAAAGAAUUGGAACUCAAUGGUAUUUUAAUCAAUAUUAAUGGCGAAGAACAACGAGUCCAUCUUGUACUUAUGCUCGUGCAGGGAGACAAUUUAGGUAUUCACCAACUGUUGAAGUUCUCAGGUUCAUUUUCGGCAAAUCAUUACUGUAGAUUUUGUAGAAGAGCGAAAAAUUUAUUAUCUAAUGACGAUAGGGAAUACAAGGAUGAUCU